Molecule: messenger RNA, 1760 nt
Organism: Pelodiscus sinensis (Chinese soft-shelled turtle)
Lineage: Eukaryota; Metazoa; Chordata; Testudines; Trionychidae
Source: RefSeq, a predicted model, not a curated record
GCGAUUUUGCCUACGACAUGGACCAGGGUAACGCCCGGGUUGGAGACGCCUUCAUGCGCAAGAUCGAGCCCGUGGCCGCGUCGGUGCCGUACAUGACCUGCCCCGGGAACCACGAAGAGAAAUACAACUUCUCCAACUACCGUGCCCGUUUCAGCAUGCCUGGGAAUACCGAGGGCCUUUGGUACAGCUGGGACAUUGGACCUGCCCACAUCAUCUCCUUCUCCACGGAGGUGUAUUUCUGGGUGCUAGGACUCCUGGGCUGCGCUACUGACUCAGUCUGGGACAUUGGACCUGCCCACAUCAUCUCCUUCUCCACGGAGGUGUAUUUCUACGACGACUGCACGGAGCACGAGAGCAUCAUUCGCCGAGGGCUCCAACACCAGUACGGCCUGGAGGACCUGUUCUAUAAAUACGGUGUGGAUCUAGAGCUGUGGGCCCACGAACACUCCUACGAGAGGCUGUGGCCAGUCUACAAUUACCAGGUCUACAACGGCAGUGCCAGCUCGCCCUACACCAACCCCCGAGCACCCGUGCAUAUCAUCACCGGAUCCGCUGGCUGUAAGGAGAGGCUGGACCCUUUCGUCCCCCGCCCGCGGGAGUGGAGUGCCUUGCGCAUUGAGGACUACGGCUACACGCGUCUGCACGUUGCCAACCGCUCCCACAUCUGGCUGGAGCAAGUGUCGGAUGACCAGGAUGGGAAAGUCGUGGACGGAGUCUGGGUCAUCAAGAACUUGCACGGUCCUGAAGCUUGGCAUUAGCCGGCCCACAGACACGCAGCCGUGAGCUGGGCAGAGGGAUUGCAGCCCCCUGAACCCGUGAGGUCCCGCUUCUCAGGCUGGAAUGAGAACUGCUUACGCACUGCAAACGAAUCUGGUUCAAUCUCAGGGCUCUGAUGUACGGCACUGGAAGGACACGCCUUCCCCUGCAGCUGGGGAAAACCUGCUGGUUGGUCUUUAUAAUGAUGAAAAGCCCUUUCAUGUACCUGACCAUCUCAGAGCACUAUAUACAGGGGGGCUGUGACUGUGUAUUCCCAGGUUCCAGGUGGGGAAACUGAGGCACUGAGGAAAAAAAGAAAUCAAAAUCCUAGAUUUAGGGGGUCUUGAUUUCUAGUCUUCCCUGCUUUAAUCAUUAGGCCCCAUCCCCCUGUCUGGGCCAGGAAUUAGAAUCCAGGCGUCUUGACACCCAGUCUUUUCUUCUUGCCACUGGCCCGUUCUGCCUCUUACAAAAUAGCCCCAUCGAUCUAAAAGGUUCUCCCGGCAUUGCCUGGUGCAUUGCCACUGAUAAUCCUGUCACCGCUGGAGCCUUGUGCGGGGAGGGGGAUCUGGGAUCGGAUGAUUUUCUUGCCUUAUCUUUGUUUUUUCCUGCAUGAGCCAAGACUCGUCCCAGGGUUUCUCCCCUCCUGCUGGUCCCUGUCAUGCAGUAAGCCCUACGAGGAGCUGAUGGCACUAGACUUGCCUUUUGACAUCGAGCAAGAGUGGCCCCGCUGAAGUUGGCGAUCGUUCUUUGGGGUCAGACCCCUGUAUGUGGGGCGGGGGGAGGGAGGCAGCACGUGGCCCAUGGUGCAUCCCUGGUAUUCUUUGUGUGGCCUCUGAUGAUGCUUUGUGCUACACACUGGAUCUUUUGCACUGAUGCUUGGGAAAUUAACUAAACAAAAUCAGCCUUAAAAGGUAUGUGAUGCCUAUCUCCUGUGGACCCCACUGGGUUGCCUUUGGGGCCUUGACUGCCUGUACCUUGGCAGAAUAAAAGCAAAUGCCUAAUUC